AUGCCGGACACCUGCCAGGGUCCAGGCCGGCCCGGACCCCUGGUGACCCUGAACGUGGGUGGGAAACUCUACAGCACCACCCUGGAGACCCUGACCCGGUUCCCCGACUCCAUGCUGGGCGCCAUGUUCCGGGGUCCCCAGCCGGCCCUCCUGGACAGCUGCGGGAACUACUUCAUCGACCGCGACGGUAAGACGUUCCGCCACGUCCUGAAUUUCCUCCGUUUUGGCCGACUGGACCUUCCGGAGGGCUACGCCGAGCUCUCCUUGCUGCGGGCCGAAGCCGACUUCUACCAGAUCCGUCCGCUUCUGCAUCAGCUGCAGCGGGUCGAGGCGGAGCGGUGGCGCCAACGGAGCAACGCGGUGCUCCACGCCGACGUGGACCUGAACUCCCGCCGGCUGCAUUUCAACGUGCGCCGUGGACCCCAGAACUACGAGCUCAGCUCUUGCACCGUGGAGAUCUUCACCGCUAACGUCUUCUGCACGGACAGGCACUUUCUGGCCGUUCUGCGUAGAUACCUGGGCCACCUUGACUGUGCCAACGGGAAUGUGGAGGAAGGGUCUCCCCACCUCUGCUUGGAGUGGGCCCCAUGUCCGGCUGCUCUGCCAGCUGCGGAGUACGCCAAACAGAAGCUGCGCCGGCUGUGGGUGGACGGGCGAGAGAUCCGAUCCUCCAACGAAUUUCUGGAAGAGGUGUUGAAGGUGGCCUUGGCCCAGGGCUUCCGAGUGGAUUCGGUCUUCCCUGACCCGGCCGAUAUCCUGAACGCUCGCUCGUUGCGUUUUGUGCGACACUGA
Messenger RNA from Protobothrops mucrosquamatus (brown spotted pit viper), 792 nucleotides. RefSeq names its product potassium channel tetramerization domain containing 11 (gene KCTD11). The transcript has 2 exons. Gene Ontology annotation, biological process: positive regulation of neuron differentiation; protein homooligomerization. The coding region runs from base 1 to 792 and encodes 263 amino acids. Gene Ontology annotation, molecular function: protein binding. NCBI's taxonomy places the organism in Eukaryota, Metazoa, Chordata, Lepidosauria, Squamata, Viperidae. The record is from RefSeq and is a predicted model, not a curated record.